AUAAGGAGACACGAGACGAGAUACGAAGAAGACAGAUGAGAAUAUUUACCACGUAAAGAUGCUCAUCGACAUAAUGUUAUGUCGAGGAGAUCAAUGUUAAAUAUCUAAAGAAUCAUAAGUGCAAGGAAGUGCAACAAAGAAAACUGAUAAGAUAUGUUAUGUGCAUAAAAAUGGAUUAAGUAACAAGAUUAAAUGUAAGACACUCAAACUCUCUUUGAAGACACAAUCGUCACUCAAGCAGAGAACUAAAACAAGUCAAGUGCCAAUGCAAAAAUAAAACAAGGUUGCAAAACAAAAAGCAAAGAUGGUUCAACGAGUAUCAGACCCAGAAAAGUCAGUCCCCGAAGACACAUUCUCCCAACUUUUAGGACAUUUCGGAAAAUGGCAACUAAUAAUCUUCCUAUCAGUAUUCCUCAUCAAAUUUGCGUCAGGAUGGGUGCAGAUGACCAUACUUUUCCUGACACCUAAGGUGACAUAUUGGUGUGUAGAGUUCCCCGUGAAUUUUACUGGGGUUAUAGCUAAUGGGAGCUGUUAUAAAGACUGCCUCAAGUAUGGGUAUGAUACGAGUCCUAUGGAAAGCACGAUAGUCUCUGAGUGGGAUCUUGUGUGCGAUCGGGCGUGGAUGGCAAGUUUCACUCAGAUGAUGCUGCAGUUUGGGAUCUUGACUGGGAGCAUCGUUUAUGGAUUCCUUUCUGACAGAUACGGACGGCGCGUCACCUUCCUCGCCUCAAUCUGCGGCCUCGUCCUCUUCUCGUUCUGUGUCCCCUUCUCCACCAGCUACAUCGUCUUCACCGUCUUCCGUUUCUUCCUCGGCUUCUCCACCGCCGGCACCAUGGUUAUCUCCUUCGUCAUCGUCAUGGAGGCCGUAGGCCCCAAGUAUAGGGAGGCCUUUGGAUGUGUGUUCCAUAUUCCUUUCAUCUUAGGCCAUUUGUCUAUACCAGUGUUCGCAUAUUUCUUCAGGAAUUGGGAGUCGUAUACGUUGGCUCUGGCGGUUCCUCAAGUGGUGUACUUGAGUUACUUUCUGAUCGUGACGGAAUCUCCGAGAUGGUUGGUCAGUGUGGGAAGAGUGGAUGAGGCCACGGAGAUUGUGAAGAAAGCUGCUAUCAUGAACAAAAUGCCAACAGACAAAAUAGAAGAGACCCUUAAGAAGGUCUCCCACGAGUUGGUAACCCGCGAGGCGCCUAAAGUCCACUAUGGCGACCUGUUCCGUCCCAAUUUGUGGGUCCGGACCGUGUGCUCCUGUGCCUUGUGGGUCAUUACUGGGGUCACGUUCUAUGGAGUCAACCAGUACAUCAGUCAGACAAGCUCCAGUCUUUACAUUAGUAUUGCCGCUGCUGCCGUUAUUCAGUUACCCGCCAACCUCCUCUCAAUCUGGUGCGUCCGUACCUUCGGCAGGAAAGCCACAACCAUCGCCGCCUUCAUCCUCGGCGGCCUCUGCCUCCUAACCCUUGGAGUGGUCGGCGAUGACUUCUGGCUCAAAUUCACACUCGGAACUCUAGGCGUCAGCUUCAUGUCUAUUGAUGCUGCCACGAUUUAUAUUUACUCAUCAGAAUUAUUCCCUACUGUGGUCAGGAAUAUGGGUAUGGGCCUGUGUUCUGUAGGGAUGAGAUUUGGGUCCAUGUUGGCACCGUUUAUUUCAAAUCUAGCUGUAACUACACCAUGGCUGCCGACGGUUAUCUUUGGGUUCGCCCCGCUGCUUGGAGCGGUAAUUUGCCUGUUGUUGCCAGAAACUAAAGGAAAGAAGUUGCCGGACUCUUUUGAAGAUAUUGAAAGUUAGUUCAGUGCAGUAUUACGAAAUGAACUCGCAUAGCGGGGUUUUGGCAGCAAAAUUGUCAAAAAUGUGAUUUAAACACACGAGAUACCUGCAUUUUCGAGCAGCUUACGGAAGCGAGAGCACUUACGUACCUAUAUAUGUAAAGAUUUUGACCAUUUCAUGAAAUGCCAUUUUAGAAUCGAUUACUACUCUACUUCAUGAUGCGGUUAGGUUAGGUUUGACUUUAUCAUGAUGUGGCCAAACGAUCAUUUCAUGAAAUGGUUGGUUGGCCAGG
This is a messenger RNA of Cydia splendana, 2048 nucleotides long. RefSeq names its product organic cation transporter protein-like. Gene Ontology annotation, cellular component: membrane. The transcript is spliced from 4 exons. Gene Ontology annotation, molecular function: transmembrane transporter activity. Lineage: Eukaryota; Metazoa; Arthropoda; Insecta; Lepidoptera; Tortricidae. The record is from RefSeq and is a predicted model, not a curated record. The coding region runs from base 305 to 1777 and encodes 490 amino acids. Gene Ontology annotation, biological process: transmembrane transport.